AUGGGACCAAGCAAGCCAACCAUGUCUGAUGCUACAUUUGCAUUUGCUACCCAGCCAGCAAAGACUUCGCAAACACAGCUGCAGUUUAAUAGAAAUGUUCCUGCAGUUCCAGAGAACUUGGCUCUCAGAUUCUCUAACCCUUGUCCAAUUGUAAUAGAAAAACUGAAGGCAUCCAAUAAUCAGAGAAAUCUAGCUGGAAGUGAGGACCCCAAUGUAAGAAGCUUUGGCAUGUUUUCAGCAGCAUCUGAGGAGAGGCUAAAAUUGGCUAUUCAGCUAGCCAGAAGGGACAUAAAACGAAGAUAUCUUGAAGAGCAAGUGAAACAGCAGAUGUUUGGAGAUGCUAUUGAUAAACCAUUCUUGCCCCAGAAGACACCACAGCAGAAGAAAGUAGUAUUGGGAAGUCCAGAAAUUAAAAAUGCACCGAAGUCUCAAACUUGCUUGAAGAACAAACAGAAACUUGGUCAGCCUGGUCAGCCUUCCAAAGGGGAGACUACCAGCUCUGGUGCUAAGGUGUACCUCUACACACCAAAUGAGGGAAAGUUAAUACCAGCUGUUCUGGACUCCCCACCCACCCAUGACACAGGACUGAAUCUCAAGCCAAACGUAGACAAAAAAGAAGAUAAACAUAUGCAGGAAGUCCGACGGCUGCAAAAAGAGUUGAGGAGCUACGUUCAGAAAAUUGAAGAACUGACUAAAAAAGGGAGAGAGAGAGAAAUUUUAGACCCUGAUAAAGAGCAGCAAGUUUGCACUAGGAGACAGAAACAAGCUUCACGGUCAGCUCGGAUGCUCUAUGUACUCCAGCAACAGGUAAAAGAAAUUCAGGAUGAUUUAGAGAAACUGAGUUCUCAUAAAAUCAGACAUACUAAAAAGUCUCGAGCAAUAUCCAGAUUAGGAGCAGCACACAGAGGAGCCAUACGAGCCUUGCAGGCAUUUGCCCAUCAGUUCACAGAUCAAACAGAGCAGCAGAUUCCUACCCACUACAAGGAACUGGGCAGUCUCAUUCGGCAACUGUCUCUCUGUUCUGCCAAGCUAGAAGUGGAUUCUUCCAUUUCCGACAUUGUCGUAGAUAUUUUGCUGCAACUUGAGGAUCUGGAUUCACUGCUGGAAAAGAAGCAAACACCCCAAAAAUUGAAGAAAUGUAUUUCAGCAUCUCAGGGUAAAUCUUCAGGGAGCACUGAGACAUUUCCAGCCAGAAAGCAGCUUACGUCUCCAAAAGGAGAAAAUAAACCUCUCGGCUUAAAGAGACAGCAUAGACAAGAACGUAGAAAACCUCCAGCUGCCAGAAGUCUCUUGACUGCAGUUCAGAAAGCAAACAGUUGUGCUCAUAUAUUGCAAAAUAAAUUCCAAGAAGAAAAUGACCCACCUACUCCAGGGAGAAAUGCCGCUUUACGAGGAAACGUAGAUGCACUGGUGAGAGGCAGAGCUGUAAAAAAAGAUCCCAUCCUUGAAAGGAGCCCUUUGAAGAAGAGAGGCGUGUUAUUACCUGCAAAAUCGCAGGGAAUGCUGAAAUCUCUAAAAUCAAAACGUGCACAGCCUCAAGGAAAGCAUGCCCGAUUUCAAGAGACAACUAUAGCUUUCCAGCUAAAGGAGAACAAACGACUCAUUAAGGAUCGCAGAAUACCCGACGUGCCUCCAAACCGUGCAUCUCCACCUCUGGCACCUAAGCAACUAGCAUGACUUGAAGCAGAAACUUCAAGUGGGGUUCUAACUGACCUCAGCAGAUGAGAAAUGAAAAAAACACAAAGGUCACAAAGUGCUUCUCCAACCCAGUGUGCCGACAAAGUUGAGAAGACACUACAGGACUGCUUAGAACCUCUAUUGGAAAGGAUGCAGCAGCUUGAAGCAAAUGCAGAUAUUCUGAGUGAAAAGCGAUUGGAUGAUCUUUUGGAAGAUUCUGCUCAGGAACUAUAUAAUAUGCAGCAGCACGAGAGGCUCCAGACCGAGGCGCUGCCUAUGGCUGACACUCAUAGUCUGGAGUCAAUGUUGCAAAGAAUGGAAGAAAUCGAAAGGUACCAGGAGGCUGUACGCAGGAGAUUCACCCGGAUUGUGUACAGUGAUUCAGAGUUCUGCACCCAGGAAGACAAAACGGAACAGCAAAUUUCAUCAAUAGCUAAAAGACCUACAUCUCCUCAUCCGAUUCAGAUAACAAAAUCAGUUAGACACACAGAGCCAGAAACUGCCAUUUUAUUUGGAAAACUUUCUGAUGGCAAUGAUAUUGAUGAAAACGAAGAAGCAGAGGAGAAACUGCAGAGUGGAAUUGACAUUCUGCAGCCCUUGACUCGGAAUUCUCUACAGAAAGAGAGCUCUGUGUCUCUCUCUGUGCCAAAGCAUAUGCUCCAGAGCAUCUUGGAUUAUAACAGCAGAUACAGGCAUCACUUAAAGCUCAUUUCUCAUGAGGCAGUAGGCAGUUUCAAUCCAUGGCAGAUUGCUGAGAGUCUUGCAGAGCAACUAACAGAAGAAGCCCUGUGCGACGUGGCAGCAGAACUGCAGGAUGUUUGUGAGGAUUAUGCAGAAGCUGUGUUCACAUCAGAGUUUUUGCAGCCAGCUCAGUAA
Molecule: messenger RNA, 2553 nt
Organism: Apaloderma vittatum (bar-tailed trogon)
Lineage: Eukaryota; Metazoa; Chordata; Aves; Trogoniformes; Trogonidae
Product: KIAA0753 ortholog
Biological process (GO): centriole replication; protein localization to centrosome
Cellular component (GO): centriolar satellite
Source: RefSeq, a predicted model, not a curated record